UAACAUUUAACCAUACAACACAAACACAUGAAGAAGAAGAUAAGACCACUUUCUCAAAAGAGUGAGUAGUUGAUAACACAAUCUAUACAACCUUUUCAUCCACUUCUUUGAAAACAUCAAAUAAUUUCAGAUCAACAAAAGUAAACUACCUUCAUUUCUUCAAACCAAACCCAAAAAUAAACAAAGACUACUUUGAUGAAGUCUCAAUUGUUGUACCAUUCUCUUCCAUUACACACCAAAACCACCUUAAAUCCAAACCUUAAGUUCUCGUCUUUCGGCUUUCCUUCUUAUUCCCCUGCAUUUCUAGGAAAGGGAAUCCCAGUUCCUCCUAAAUUUCCCACAAAGUUUAAAUAUUGGUUGAUAAAAUCACAUAACAAAGAAAAAGAUACAACUUUAUCAGCAGCAGCAGUAGAUGAAAAUGAUGAUGAUGAAUUUCAUAGGAGGAAGAGUUUUCAGGUGAUUACAGGAGCUGUUUCAAUUGGGCUUUUACUGCUGAUAAUGGGCCAAGAUAAGGCGUGGGCUUUAGGUCCAGAAGGCCCAUUGAUGGAGGAGUUCUGGGAGAAUGUCAGAAGAUAUGCAUUGUAUGCACUUACUGUGAGUACAGGAGUUUUAUAUGCUGUUUUCCAGCCUAUAUAUGAGCUCCUUAAGAACCCCAUUUCUGCUGUUCUCACAUUGAUUAUUAUUGGAGGCUCCAUUUUCAUCAUUUCUCAAGUUCUUUACUCUAUGGUUGGCGUCUCUGACUUCUCUUAUGAGUAUGCUUACUAGUUACUAGCUAGAUGACUCCUCAUUCUAUCACAACCUGAGGUUUCGAAAGUGGAAACGUUUACGAAUUGGAGAAGUCUUUGGUCCAGGGCCGGACCUAUGUGGGGUCCUGGGUGGCACGGGCUCCAUUAGCAAAAACGGAAACCAUUUAAAGAUGGGAAAACAUUAGGUCUAGAGGUUUUCGUGCUUCAUAAAUUACGACUCUUACCAUUUUUGCUCUUGUUAUGCUAUAUUGCUAUGCCCAUUUAUGGCAUUUAUAAUAGUACUACACAGCUAGGUAGGUUCUGUUUAGUGAGCAUGUCAACUACUGUAAAUGAAUUGAGUCAAGUAAUCAAAGCUUAAUAUUCAAUCUCAA
Molecule: messenger RNA, 1117 nt
Organism: Beta vulgaris subsp. vulgaris (sugar beet)
Lineage: Eukaryota; Viridiplantae; Streptophyta; Magnoliopsida; Caryophyllales; Amaranthaceae
Exons: 1
Coding region: 196-765 (189 amino acids)
Source: RefSeq, a predicted model, not a curated record